Molecule: messenger RNA, 2258 nt
Organism: Mycetomoellerius zeteki
Lineage: Eukaryota; Metazoa; Arthropoda; Insecta; Hymenoptera; Formicidae
Product: dipeptidase 1
Exons: 8
Biological process (GO): proteolysis
Molecular function (GO): metallodipeptidase activity
Source: RefSeq, a predicted model, not a curated record
CCACGACCUCGCAUCAACCCGGGCUGCUCGUUCGGUUGGUUCGAUACUGCGCGAAAGAGCUUUCACAACCACGUUUCUACUAAUCUCUUGAGUUCGCGUCUGAGCUUUUAAUAGACUACAUCUUCUGCUGCAAUCUUCAUCUACUCAUGAAAAUAUUACGAUAAGGGACAAGCUCCGCGAAGUUCUGAAAAGACUACGUUAAAAUUCUUAUUAACCGUCCGCAAUCUUCCUUGUACAGAGUGUCCAAUUAUUGUAAGCUUUUGCAGUCGUACUCAUUACAUUAACAGUGAAAUCAUUCGAUUGACUUGUUUGACUUUCUCAUUAUAUUAUUUGCAACAAUUAUAUUGAAAGUGAAAAUUUCCGUGGUGCGCGGACUUGGUUGGAAAACAGGUAUAACUUUUAAGCGCGGAAUUCGGACAUGUAAGAAUUUGUGUAAGAGAUUGUGGUAUCGAGGAUUGAAGGUCGAGGUCGAGGGUGUGAGAAUUACAUCGUGUGAAGCAAGUGACGCCCAUCGGUUGUUUAUCCGAAGAACAGCGGAGUAUGGCGGAUGGGUGACAGACGCGGAUCCACUGUAGGCUGAAGGUGUUUUUCAGCGUCGGUGGGACCAUGUGAGGCUUCGACCAUGAGGAGUGGCGGCCAGAGUGGUGUAUGGAUAGUAAGCGUGAUUAUACUGUCGAUUGGCACCUGGGUGGGCAGAGUCGGGCCACGUCCAGCGGAUGGAGAGCUUGCGCUUCUGACAUCGCCGCGUGAGCGAUUGGAGACCGUUCGACAGGUUCUUUCUGAGGUGCCUUUGAUCGACGGCCACAAUGACCUACCGUGGAACAUCCGCAAUUUCCUUCACAACCAGUUGGCGGAGUUUGAUUUCGACAGGGAUCUACGUCAAGUCGCGCCUUGGAGCAAAAGCGCUUGGAGUCAGACCGACCUGGUCAGAUUGCGACAAGGCAUGGUCGGCGGUCAGUUUUGGGCUGCUUACGUACCGUGUGAAUCUCAACAUCUUNNNNAAGUGCAGCUAACCGUAAUGGGAGUGGAAUACUCGAAAAUAAUGUACCGCGAUCGACAGAGUGACAAUUGUAUUCAACUAUAUUUCUAACUUCUAGAGAUUUUGGAGGCUCACGGGAGGGGCAGAAUAGCUUCUCUGAUUGGAGUGGAGGGUGGGCAUAGUCUAGGAAGUAGUUUAGCCGUUUUAAGAACACUUUACCAGCUGGGUGUACGGUACCUUACACUGACACACACUUGCAACACUCCGUGGGCGAAAAGUUCGUCGGUGGAAGACGACGAUGAAGAUGGUAAAUUAGAUACAAGCGGAGGCCUGACAGCAUUCGGCGAGACGGUAGUUAAAGAAAUGAAUAGGCUCGGAAUGUUAAUAGACCUCAGCCAUACUGCGAGGGCAACUAUGAGGGAUGCUCUAAGAGUCAGUAAAGCGCCGCUCAUUUUUUCACACUCUUCUGCGUUCGCUAUUUGUAAUUCCUCCAGAAAUGUGCCCGACGAUAUUCUUAAGCAACUGGCUGAUAACGGCGGACUAGUGAUGGUCACGUUUUACAAUUAUUUUGUGAAAUGCGGACCUCAAGCCAGUGUUUCGGACGUGGCCGAACACAUUUACUAUAUUAGAAAUCUGAUUGGCGUGGAUUAUAUCGGAGUCGGCGGAGAUUUCGACGGCAUCAACAAAACUCCUCGUGGUCUGGAAGAUGUUUCGAAGUAUCCCGAACUAUUCGCCGAACUUCUCCGGAGUGGCAAGUGGGACGUGCUUGAGCUAAAGAAAGUCGCCGGCUUGAAUUUACUGCGAGUUCUCACACAGGUAGAACGUGUGAGGGAUGAUCUGAGGACAGCUGGGAUUACACCGCUUGAGGAAUAUCUUCCAGACUCACCGGACACGAUUGGCAACUGUGCGCUGGAUAUUAACUCCGUGCAAAGGGUCACGGAAGUCUGAUCGAUCGACUGUAUGCAUUGCCCGACGACACGCAAAUUAAUCUUAUGCCAGCACGACCGUUCCACGCAGACGGGUAUGGCCGGAAGACAACCAGUCAUGUCGAGAGCAUGGAUUCAAGGCGAAAAUUCGAUUAUCUCGUUUACUACGAUCUGUACGCUUGCGAAAGUUCUUCGAACCUCGUGUGAAAGCUCAAUUGAACGUCGACAUUUGCAAAAGCUCAAAAUAAACCUACCUCGAUACCUGUUUCACAAAGGCGACGAGCAGCGGAUAUCGAUUAUGCUUUACUUAGAAGAAGGUAUAUUUGCACGUUAUAUUAAAAAGUAAUUAUUAA